Messenger RNA from Dalotia coriaria, 2904 nucleotides. RefSeq names its product transcription factor E2F2-like. The transcript is spliced from 4 exons. Gene Ontology annotation, molecular function: DNA-binding transcription factor activity, RNA polymerase II-specific; protein dimerization activity; RNA polymerase II cis-regulatory region sequence-specific DNA binding. The record is from RefSeq and is a predicted model, not a curated record. The coding region runs from base 1 to 1203 and encodes 400 amino acids. Gene Ontology annotation, biological process: regulation of transcription by RNA polymerase II. NCBI's taxonomy places the organism in Eukaryota, Metazoa, Arthropoda, Insecta, Coleoptera, Staphylinidae. Gene Ontology annotation, cellular component: RNA polymerase II transcription regulator complex.
AUGGAGAGUCCAGGCCACUACAGCACGAUGCCUUCCACGUCGACGCCGGACAUGAGUUCUAUCAAGACGGAAUUUACGCCAAGCCCACAUCUUCGCGAUCAUCAAUACGGGGCGACACCGCAGAACCAGAUUUAUCCAGCGUUCAAUCAGCAACCGCCUGCGGUAAAGCCCGGCUCCCACGAUACAUGUGACCACACAUUCCAUGGUCAAAAGAACAGUCGAGCCGACACGUCGCUGAGUUUGCUCACCGAGCGCUUCCGCGUCCUGUUGCAGGAUUCUCCCAACGGCGUUGUUGACUUAAACCAUGCGUCGAAAGAGUUGGGCGUGCAAAAGCGGCGCCUGUACGACAUCACUAACGUGCUCGAGGGUAUCAACGUAUUGGAAAAGAAGUCCAAGAACCAGGUCAUGUUGAAGGAUAGCAAUACCGGUGCGCACCUCGAGGAGGAAUUGCGACAACUGUCGAAAGUUGAUAAUCACUUCGCAAAACUCAUCGACGUUGCCGAAAAGACGCUGUUUCAGUACAAUCGCGAGACGCAUGGGUAUGUGACAUACCAAGAUCUGAGGUCGAUCGAGAAAUUUAAGCAUAAGACAGUGAUGGCCAUCAAAGCACCGGCAAAUACGAAGCUUGGCGUGCCGGAGGGUGAGAUGCAAAUGCAGAUGUGCAGCCAGGAAGGCGAGAUUGAGGUGUUCCUGUGUCCUGUGAGCACAGAGAAACCCCGCGUGUUGCCGGCCAUUGACCCACUGCUAAGAGAUUUGCAGGUGGAUCCCACUAUCGAACUACAAAACCUUUGGGCGACACCUCCUAUUCCACCCUUGGACAUGCCUUAUGUGGAUUGCAAACCUAUAUCAUCGCAAACUUGUCGGCAAAUUUCAUUUGCAAAUGGCAUAAAGGAUCCAGUGAUGCAGAGUGUCGGGGUCUCGAAGAACUACCCACAAGGCGCGAAGUACGACAAGGAGACGAGAAUAUCAGACAAUUUACAGUACGACUUGUUGGACUACGCGAACGUGGUGGGCAACGCUCUGAAGACGGAUGACACCAGCUUUCCUAUCAACGCGAAAUACCCUAACGAGGAUCCGAUGUUCUGCGACCCCUUCAUCAAUUUGGAGCCACCGGCACAUUCUCACUACAUGCCGGUGUUGGACUUGGAUGAGAGCGCAACGGAUAUGUUCCUUCCGUUCGAAGACUUGGAUAAAAUAGAUUAAUUUUUGUAUUUAAUUUAAACUUAACUUGCUGCGACAAAGCACAUGACGCGUAUACAAACCGAACGGGGCGGACUCGUUGUGGAGUGCGCGACGAUUGAAACCAAUUCCGUGUAAGUAUUUAGCCGGCCCAUCCAACCUGAAAACAUAAGCUCAAAGCUCGCUGAGCUGAUUCAGCGGAUUCAAAAGGAUGCAAAUUAAAUUUUCCAAGGCGUCGUUACGAGAUACGCGACACGCGUAAAUAAAAGGACCAAAGUGCCUGGUUUGUUUUAAUUUCUUCAUUUCAAAGAACCGAACUGACGCGAACACGUGGCGCACUAAAAGGAGAAAAACGGAUCGAGUAUAUGUUUGAUAUGUAAAGAAAAUGAAUGCUCGAAGACUAUUGAUUUAAGUGUUGAUUAUUUCUCGUUUUAAGUACAAACACACGUUGCGAGAACGCACUUGCUGCUAUAGUAGGAGGUAUUUUUUCGUCGCCUUUUUUUUUGUUUCACUUACGACAUUUUAUUGUUACUUAUUUGGGCGAAUGAUUGUGGAGGCGAGUACAGAAGACACGAGUGCCAUGUUACAACGCAACAAGUAAUUCCAAGCAGCAAGUAAAAAUUACAAUUGGGAGUCGUGCUGAACUUCCCGUGCAUACAUUGUACAUAUUAUCUCUCAAUUUCUGGCGAAUCACUUCGCUGGAACGCAAAUCGUAUUUUUUAUUCGAACGCAAAGUGUACAGACAUUUUCUUUUUCACUCAUUCGGAGACCGCGCGCACUAGCAGCGCAGGUCGCUAUUUUGUAUCGUACAUUAUUAUCAAUAUUGUUGUGUGUAUUACAAGUUUAUAUUAAUUUGAUGAUAGGAUGUAUAGUGUGGAGAGCAAAAGAUCACCCCGAAUUAAGAUCGAUAUGAGAAAGUAAAUAAUUUAUUUCAAGCAAGAUUGGAAAAUCAAAGGACACAAUGAUGCAAUAUUUCCGUACUAGUCCUUUUUACUUACAAAAGAGAAAAUAAAAGUAAUAGCAAAUGUGCGCAAUCAACUCCGGGUUGAUGCAGCUCUAAGAGAAUUGCAUACUUUGUUACACACGUCCUGCCUGCAUUUCGAAGACUGUCCAUGAAUAAUAAAAUGAGAACUUAAAAGUGUAUUUUGUCACAAAUAUUUCAAGUAUUAAUGAAACGAACGAAAACAGUAGUAGUAAAUUAUUGAAUUGAUUGUAAACGAAAGGCGGUGUCUUGUUGACAUGUGUUCUUAUUGGCGUUUUGAGAAAGAUGAUAAAAUUGUUGGUUUGCAAGGACAAGGACGUUCCGAAGCUCAGUACAGAAGGAGCAAAGACAGCGUUUACUACUUGGGUGUUUUGUAAAAUUAGUACAAUCCUACAUUAUAAUUGUUAAACUCCCCUCAAUUUUGUAUAUGUAAAUAUUAUUAUGCUAAGUUCGUUUCUACGACGAAUUCGUUCGCAUGUUUUCAACGAUGUCAGUUGUCUUUUCCCGAACGGUUUUUUUAAAAACAAUUUAAAUUUGAAGACAAAAAUGAAAUGAAAAGCCACAAGAGGCCUUAUAUUUAACAUGAAGACAAACAAAAUAUAACUUUUCAUUGUGGAGAAACCCUAAAUUACAAGCGCAUCACCGUUUUUAUUACCAAUAUGUAAAUAAAUACAUAAAUAAUAACGAAACAAGAAAACUAAUGUGAAUUAAAAACAUAUUCAAUAAAAAAAGAAAUUGCAUUA